This is a messenger RNA of Cuscuta epithymum, 1368 nucleotides long. The record is from the annotation of a GenBank genome assembly. Lineage: Eukaryota; Viridiplantae; Streptophyta; Magnoliopsida; Solanales; Convolvulaceae.
CAACCACCCCGUUGCUGGUAGUUCAACAAGGGCGUGUUUGCCAAAAUUCUGUUUUCCCGUCAAAACCAUGCUUCGGCUUCAACUUCCGCUUCAGCGGCAGCUUAUGCUCGACUGCCGUGGCUUCGUACCCUUGGCCACGCCGCCACUCUCAAGACCUCCGCUAAAUCCACUGUCCUGGAAGCUUCCCUUUUAUUCCACUCCUACUUCUUCGUCUUCUUGCUGCCUCACGCCCAAAAUUUCACUUCCACUUCGAACUUCCCGGUCUCGUGUCUUCUACAAUUUGAAGGAUUCAGAUAUUACAUCAAGGCUGGAGCUUGGGAACCCCAUUGAGAAGAAUAAACCAGAGAAGCGUGUGAAUGGAAUUUUCUGGAUUCUACUCAUAAACCUUGGGAUAUUCGUUGCAGAUCACAUUUUCCAGGUUCGGGGCAUAAAAACAUUGUAUUUAUACCAUAAUCAUCCUUCUUGGUACCAGUUUGUGACUGCCACAUUCUGUCAUUUUAACUGGAACCAUUUAUCAAGCAACCUCUUCUUCUUGUAUAUUUUUGGAAAACUUGUUGAAGAGGAAGAAGGAAACCUUGCAUUAUGGUUUUCUUAUCUGUUAACUGGGGCUGGGGCGAACCUUGUUUCAUGGCUAGUUCUUCCUAGAAAUGCAGUUUCUAUUGGGGCAUCUGGUGCAGUGUAUGGACUGUUCGCAAUUAGUGUACUUGUUAAGAUUUCUUGGGACUGGAGGAGGAUUCUUGAAACACUUAUCUUGGGUCAGUUUGUUGUGGAAAGGGUGAUGGAAGCUGCCCAAGCUUCAACAGUAUUGCCAGGCAGUUUUAGUGGAAGUUAUGCGCUACAGAGCAUCAAUCACAUUGCACAUCUAUCAGGUGCAUUAAUUGGUGUAGCUUUAAUAUGGCUUCUAAGUCGAAUACCUUCACAACCAUCUGAAACAAACAAAGGGAAGAGCAUGCGCUGACUGUUUCUUAAAAACUGGCUUUGCAUAGAUGGGCAAAGACAUUACUAAUAUGAAUAUCAUGUUGAAAACCAUGGAGCCAGCAGUCAGGUCUUUUCCUUUUGAUGUGGAGUUGUAGUGCUCACCAAUGUCAAGGUAAGCUGAAAAUAGAUUUGGAGGUUACAAAAUGAAAUCUAGGUUAACUUUAGGAUUGUAUAUUUUGUGUUUAACAUUAAACACUUGUUUAAACGUUGUGUUUGGUGUUGGACCGACAUCAAUUGAAAUGAUUUCUCAAUCUGGCGUAGAAAAAGUGUUGCUUGCUAUACUAUUUUUAAUUUUAAUUUUUAUUGUAUCACUGUUCAUUUAAAAUGAAAUUUACUUGUCCGAAAUGGUCUAGGUGACGGAUUGUACUAUAUGAGUUAGAUAUGCUCGGA